GAUAUACACCGCUGUGUAAAAUGGCGGCGUGAGAGAGGCUUGUUCAAAACACAGAGACGUUUACCUGAGGGGCAGCUUUUCUAACGUCCGAGGUUCCGUCUGCGUCACGCGGCGCCGUCUCCGAGUCACCCAGAGCCAGAGGUCGGAAUCCACAUCGCGGAUUAAGAGUAUAAACACAUAUCUCUGGACGCUGUGUUCAGAGCCGGAGGGAUGGCGAAGAGGAUCGCUGACAAAGAGCUAACGGACAGGAACUGGGAUCAGGAGGAGGAAGGAGAGGAGGCCGGGACGUUUCUGGUCGCGAGUGAAGAUGUGUUGAAGAGCCGGCCGAUCAAGAAGGCCAAACGCAGGAACAUCGGAGAGGUCGAGGGCAGCGGAUCCUUCAAGGGGUUUAAAGGCUUUUCUCUGGCGGCGGCGGCGCCAAGCGGCGGCGCCAUCGCCUCCGCUCCGACGGCGUUCUCCGGUUUUGGGAACGGCGGAGGCUUCACUGGCCUCGGAGGCCUCGCCAACGGAAAAGGCAUCGCCCCGGCGUUCGGAGGGUUCUCCUCCCCCUCUGCGACGGCCCCCCCUGCACCAGGUCUGACGUUCACUGGCCCCGCCUCCUCUGACAUCACAGCCCAGCAGACCAAUGGCUCGCCUCAGGGCUCCAGCAGCAACAAGGAGUACAGCCGGCAGCUGACGGCCCUGAACUGCUCGGUGAGGGACUGGAUCACAAAGCACGUCAACGGGAACCCGCUCUGCGACCUCAACCCCAUCUUCAGGGACUACGAGCGCCACCUGGCCAGCAUCGAGCGCCAGUACGGAGCCGGCUCCUCCUCCGACGAGGACAAGAAGAAGACCGCCACGACGCCCCCGGCCGCCCCUCCUGCUGCUGCUCCUUCCUCCUCCUCCUCCUCCUCCUCGGCGGCUCCUUUCUCCUUCGGCAAAGCUCCGACAGACGACCCGUCCAAAGGCCCCGGUGUCACGUUUAACUUCGGCCAGAAGGUGGACGGCUCCGUCCUGGGCUCUCUGGGGUCCAAAGCGACCCCCCCGAGCUUCUCCUUCUCGACCGGCCAGACCUCCGUGUUCGGAUCGUCCUUCAGCGGGUCCAAGGCGGAGGAGGCGCGGCGCCCCGACGAGAACGGAGAAGAAGAGUCGGAGGAGCCGCCGAAGGCCGAGAUCAAGGAGGUGAAAGAAGACGACGCCUUUUACUCCAAGAAGUGCAAACUGUUCUACAAAAAGGACUCUGAGUUCAAAGAGAAAGGAGUCGGAACGAUUCACCUCAAACACACAGAGGACUCUAAAGUUCAGAUGAUCAUCCGCGCCGACACCAACCUGGGGAACAUCCUGCUGAACAUCCUGCUGCAGGCCUCCAUGCCGUUCUCGCGGGUCGGUAAGAACAACGUGAUGGUCGUGUGCGUCCCCAACCCGGCGCUGGACGACAAGAACCCCGGCGCUCCGGUGCCGCUGCUCAUCAGGGUGAAGACGGCCGAGGACGCCGACGAGCUGCACAGGACGCUGGAGGAGAAGAAGGGCUGAAGGCCCCCCCCCCACCCCACUGUGAAGUAUUUAACUCGACAGAAGCUCCGCCCACAUUCCUCCGGCCCGCCGGCCAUCUUUAAAGUAACGAUUCCGUGUUGGUUUAGUCGUUGGAUAUUUAUUCUGUGGGAGGAGCUUCUUAAAGUCGGCUGGUUUUAUUCUUUUUAAUCUCCGUCAUCACUGUUUUUUUCUUUUGUCCUUCGUGUCUCAACGUUUACUGAGAAAUAAAAAAAAAAACGGAAAACAAAACACUGCGUCUGCUGCUUUUUAAAUAAUAAAUAGAAUUAAAAUAUUUUGAAUAUAUAUAAAAAUUCUAUUAAACUGUUAAUUUAUCGUUUACUGAGACUGUCGGUUCCAAAUGUGAAGCAGAAAAGGGUAAAUUCAAGCUGCUGUUAUUUUUUUAAAAACAAUGUAAUUGAAGCCUUUUAUUUCCAUAUGCAGAAAUGUUAAUUUUCUAUUUUUAA
This is a messenger RNA of Pungitius pungitius (ninespine stickleback), 1979 nucleotides long. RefSeq names its product nucleoporin 50 (gene nup50). The coding region runs from base 211 to 1515 and encodes 434 amino acids. The transcript has 8 exons. Gene Ontology annotation, biological process: protein import into nucleus. The record is from RefSeq and is a predicted model, not a curated record. Lineage: Eukaryota; Metazoa; Chordata; Actinopteri; Perciformes; Gasterosteidae. Gene Ontology annotation, cellular component: nuclear pore.